UCGCAAUUUUCACUUUAAAGGAUGAAAUGAUGACAUGCCAAUAUGCAAGGAGAAGAAUGCAAUACACAAGCCUAUCAUACGUGUGACAUGUGCCGAUGACUGAAAUGUAUAAACUCUAAACAUGUUUGGAAAAAUCCUCUAUCUGCUGUUUGGUCUUGUGGCGCGCCAGAUGGAAAAUGAGGUGUCUGCGGCGCUUCUGUCAUCUAAUUCCAAUGGGACUUGUGCCAAAGCCAACCAAUACUAUGACGAGGACAAGGACCUCUGCUGUGAAUUGUGUGCACCAGGCACGCGCCUAAAGAUGAGGUGUAGCCAUGAGUCGGACACAGUCUGCGAAACCUGCCCGCUGGGCUUCUACAGCGAGAAGAUGAAUUACUACCCUAACUGCUUCAGGUGUCAACUGUGCCGAGAAGAUAGAGGCCUGCAGUACGCCCAAGAGUGUACUGCGUCCACCCCGGCCGUGUGCAUGUGCAAGGAGGGCAUGUUCUGCAGAUUCCGAGACCACAAUCACCAGUGCAGAGAGUGCAGGCGUUACACACUCUGUGCACCAGGAUUUGGUGUCACCGAGGCAGGGACCGCUAACUCAGAUGUCCGGUGCAUGCGCUGUCCAGUGGGAACAUUCUCUGACACGACAUCCUACACUCAGAGAUGUCAGCUGCAUACAGACUGCAGCUCUCAGGGGAGGGAUGUUCUGCAGCUCGGCAAUAUCGAGUCGGACACCAAAUGCGGACCCAGCGUGAGCCCCCCCCCAGCACAUGACCCCAGCACCACUGCUGUCACUCUCACAUCAUCCGUUACCCCCUACGCCGAAUCGAGUCUCACUAAUGCCAGUGAAACAGUAUACGGGUCGCACAUCACAACCUCCCAGAGCAUCCCAUGGGUUAUAGUUCCUGUUUGCGUAGUAGGAGCCCUUACAAUACCCGCCAUAGUUGCAGUGUUGAUCUUCAUCGCCUGGAUGCUCAACAAGAAGAGAGCGGGUGCAAGCAGCGAUGGGAUGCUUCCUUUGUUUGACUACAAAGGGUUGGGCCUACAGAAAGGUGGUCCGAGCAGCGUCCUCAAGUCUCACUUACUGGGACAUGCGCAGCCCAACUGCACCAAUCUACACUCCUCAGGCCAAGCCGUGCUGGAACCUCACUGCAGCGCCGUGGGUGGAAAGUCUCUCACUUCCUCAUCUUUGUCCCAGUUUCCGGAUUCCUGUGAAGAAGGUCACGGUCUGGUGGCGUCAUGCCAGUCAGCUGCUCUACCGUAGACGUGUCUCACACGGCAAAUGUCAUAAAUGUCGGUCCUAAAAAAGCAGAAUGACAAGUCUGGACACAUUAACAAGAUUAUUUCUUCUUAUGGGAAAACUGGAGUAUCAUAUACUGUAAUACAUUUUGAAUAUAUGGAUGGGUGCUCUGCAUAAUGCAAAGUCCAUUUUACAAUAUUGUUGACUGUAUACCAGUCUGAAAAGUGGAAAUUUAUUUUAUGUGUGUGUUUGAUAACCGUUUUUUAAAACUUGAAUUAUCAAUUUCUUUUUGGAUAGUCAAUCUUAAAUCUGAAACGAGCUUUGUUUGUAAUCGUAUUUGACAGUAGUCAUUAAAUAAUUUAUGUUGCAAAAGAUAUGUAUGUUUUAUAAAUAUAGGUUAAUGCUUGUGAGAUGUCAGAUAUUGUCAUAUAUAUAUAUAUAUAUAUUAUUCGGAAGUUUUUCGUUGCGUGUUAAAUUGUUAAAGAGGAGUCAUUGCUCCAUCUAGUGGUGACCAUGAAAUUUUUUUUCUGUUAUUUUGCUAAGCCAACGUAGCUGUUAAAAAGACGUAACAAAAUUAGCCCCGUGUUACACAGUUAAUGAUUUUUAUUUUAUACAUUACUUAUUUUUUUAUAUAAAAUUAUAUUUUAAUAAAUUAAAGCAAAGUUUUAAAUAUUUCUCACUUUGAUGGGGAGGGAAUAACGUGUGGUAAUCUCUCAUGUUUAGUUCAGAUAUCUUGUAUGUGCAUUUACCCCGGUGUGAUGGCCCCGUAUAGCGGAGCCCAGUAACAGCGCAGACCAUGCUAGGAAAAUGUGUAAAUAUCCCCUUGUUUGUGUUGUUCUAAAUACUUGUUGUGUUCCCCAUUGGUGUUGCGCCCUCACCUGGGUCAUGCGUGAGCUGUGUCUGAUCUCGUUACCACCGCGAUGCAUCUGCCCACCGUUACAGUAUAUAUUUUCACAAUUUUUGUGCAGGCUUUCUGUUACUGGCUAGUAAGUAUUAUAUUAGACGAUGAAUGUUACAUGGUUACAGUAAAAAUCAUACAUUAUAUUAGGAGCAAGAGCAAGUUGUGUAUAGAUAAUUCUCCUGGUUUAAAAAUCUGAUGGGCAGAUGAUUGUAACACAUAUUUAUAUAGGCCUGUAUCAUAACCACAUGGAUUACCUUAGAGCUACAUGUGUGUCUUUUGUAGUCGUUAAGUAAUGACAAAAAAAAAAGCAAAUGGCAAAAUGUUA
Molecule: messenger RNA, 2448 nt
Organism: Brienomyrus brachyistius
Lineage: Eukaryota; Metazoa; Chordata; Actinopteri; Osteoglossiformes; Mormyridae
Product: tumor necrosis factor receptor superfamily member 1B-like
Exons: 9
Coding region: 122-1246 (374 amino acids)
Biological process (GO): inflammatory response; positive regulation of isotype switching to IgG isotypes; response to type II interferon
Cellular component (GO): CD40 receptor complex; external side of plasma membrane
Molecular function (GO): antigen binding; protein binding
Source: RefSeq, a predicted model, not a curated record